AAAAAUUUUGUAUAAAAUAACAAAUGUACGAGUAUAUAUAAAUGGACUUUUAUUAAACGAAUUGCUUUCUAGAGUAACAGUCGCAAAGCAGUUGACGAGUCGCGAAAUAGUAUUAUUAUUUUUUUUAAAUUAAUAUGGCACCAGUAACAGAAGUGUAUAAUCCCGAUGAAUUGGAAGCACCACAAUGGUUGAAUGGAGAGUUCUUAACAAAAGUCCUUAAGGAAUGUGAAGGGGACAGUGCAAUUGUCAUCAAAAACUAUAAACUCACACCAGCAACAUUACGAGGUGAUCAUUAUGCCAGUGUCAUGUUCAGAGCACGGGUUGACUAUGAACAAAAUGGUGAAACUAAGUCUAAAUCCUUGAUUAUAAAAACAAUGCCAGAAGAGAAUGGAAAUAAAAAAGACUUUUUGCAAGAAUCUCAAGUAUUUGAAACUGAGAUCGGAAUGUACAGUGAAGUGGUACCAAGAUUUGAGAAAAUUUUGCGUUCAGUGGGUGCAGAGACGGUAUUGGGUGCAAAGUGCUUGUAUUACAGUUUAAGUCCAAAGAAAAUUAUUGUAUUCGAAGAUCUGGUGACAAAAGGCUAUUCUGUUCUACGACAUCGUCUACCUACAAUGGAGGAAGCUAAAUUGUCUUACUUGAAGUUAGCCAGAUGGCAUGCUGUAAGCUAUAAACUACUGCAUGAGGAACCUUCCUACUUCGAGCACUAUCGUUAUGGCCUCAUGUCCAUAACUAACAUGGUGGAGAAUGAUUUUUUUAGCAAAGGCAUCAAUCUCUUUAUAGAAUUAUUGGAUAGAACACCUACUUUGAUAAAAUAUAAGUCUUAUUUUGAAUCAAUUCAAAAGGAUUUGCUAAAAGAUUGUAAAGAAGGUUUCAAUGAAUAUCGCGCUGAUAAACAAAAUAAUACCGACUAUGUGCUAUGCCACGGCGACUUUCACAGUAAAAAUAUGAUGUUCAAGAACAAUGAAAAGAGUGGCAAAUUUGAGGAUUUGCUGUUACUGGACUUUCAAAUGUCAUAUGUUGGUCCUAUUGUUAAUGAUAUAAUUUAUUCUUGCUACUUGUUAUUAACACCUGAGUUGCGUUUGAAUAAAUUUGAUGAGCUUUUAUACUACUAUUACACAAAUUUCAGGGAUACUUUGAAGAAGAUUGGUUAUAAAGGCACAGCACCGAAAUUAGUUGAGCUGAGAUCGCAAAUAGUAAAACAGAAAAAAUUUGAAUUUUUUAUGUUAACCACAUUUUUGCCGAUGUGGUGUAUCUAUGUGGUAGGAAAAGUCGAUCCGGACGCGAUAGUUGUUUCUGAAGAUACUCGAAGAAGUUUAUAUAAAAACGAAGAUUAUAUCAAAGAACUCCAUGAUCUGCUGCCGAAAUAUUUACACAUGGGUUACUUUGAAAAUUAGUUUAAAUUUCGAAACAUAUUGUUUAAAUUGGUAAUAGAUGUAAAAUAAAAUAAAUUC
Molecule: messenger RNA, 1451 nt
Organism: Teleopsis dalmanni
Lineage: Eukaryota; Metazoa; Arthropoda; Insecta; Diptera; Diopsidae
Exons: 4
Coding region: 135-1394 (419 amino acids)
Source: RefSeq, a predicted model, not a curated record